Messenger RNA from Symbiodinium necroappetens, 216 nucleotides. The record is from the annotation of a GenBank genome assembly. NCBI's taxonomy places the organism in Eukaryota, Dinophyceae, Suessiales, Symbiodiniaceae.
AUGCAGCGGGCACGCUGCGAGGAUUCGGGUGAUAUGCGCAAGGAGAUUCGUCACUUGCGAGAUGUUGGCCGAAAGCUGAACCAGGCCCAACGCGAGCGCAAAGAAGCGUGGAGGAAAGCCAAGAAGAAGCGCGAAAGCAUGGAGAAGCACUUCGCCCACGUAGGAAUGAAGAUGCCGACACCCUUUUCACCAAAUGCAACCACCAUGUCCAGAUGA